CCCCCGGCACAACAACGGGCGUCCAGAGGUGUCUGUGCUCUGUUCCAUGGGGGAAUGGUUCUAUAAGAAAGAGACCUCUGGCCCUGGUGAAGGAGGCUGCCUGCCGUAGUAAGGUGUGAUGAAAGGCUCCGCAGUGUAGCACGGCAGAGGGUCCAGUAACCGAGGCCGGGACGGAGCGGGCCAAGCUUAGAGACGCUGAACCCCCAUCACGUCUGUGAAGGUGAGUAGGGGGUACAGCGAACCAACACUCUUCUGAGACGCCCUUCACCACGAUCACUGUUAAGAAUUCCAGAUACAAUGAUAAACACAGUGUGCAUGAAGACCCCUCGGAUCCUGAGACUGCAUCUAACAAAUGCUUCCUUGAUUCCUCCUGGGGUAAAAAUGCUUUCAGAUCCCGGAUCUAGGAUGAUAUCAACCCAUGAAUCCAAGAAGCUCAGAGAAUAUUACAGGCUGCUGAAUCUGGAUGAAGGAUGCUCUGUAGACGACGUCAGGGGGUCUUUUCACAAGCUCGCCAGGCAGUACCACCCAGACAGUGGUUCUAGUGAUGCUGAUUCUGCAACAUUUAUAAAGAUUGAAGAGGCUUACAGGAAUGUGCUGUCCCAUGCAAUAAAACGGAUGCGUGCCAGACGGGAUAAAGCUGAAGAUGCAGCAGCAGCAGAAGAAGAAGAAGAAGAAAAGUUCAAAUAUAAUACACCUCAGCACCGACAUUACUUAAGUUUCGAAGGCGUCGGCUUUGGGACUCCAAGCCAGCGAGAGAAACAAUACAGGCAGUUUAGGGCAGACCGUGCGACAGAGCAGGUGAUGGAAUACCAAAGGCAGAAGCUUCAGAGGGAGUACUUUGCCAACAGCAUAACUAUCAAAGACGUACGGCAGAGCAAGCAACAGAAGAUAACUCAAGCCAUAGAGCGCCUGGUGGAGGACCUCAUUCAGGAAUCCAUGGCAAAAGGAGACUUUGACAAUCUCAGCGGGAAAGGAAAACCUCUGAAGAAGUUUUCUGGCUGCUCAUAUAUUGAUCCUAUGACUCACAACCUGAACCGAAUAUUGAUAGAUAAUGGAUACCAACCAGAGUGGAUCCUGAUGCAGAAGGAAAUUAAGGAUACCAUCGAGCAACUCCGAGAAGCGCUUUUAGUGUCUAGGAAGAAGCUGGGGAACCCUUUGUCACCGGUAGAACAGAAACAAUGGGCCCAAGUGUGUGAGCGGUUUCAAGAAAACAUACGAAAGCUGAACAAGCGAAUUAAUGAUUUCAACUUGAUUGUUCCCAUCCUGACCAGGCAGAAAGUCCAUUUUGACGCACAGAAAGAAAUUAUCAGAGUCCAAGAAAUGUACGGGGCCUUCAUAGAAGCAAAAGAAGUCACAGAAGAAAACCAAACUGACAUUAGCCAGGGUGAAGAAUCGAAAACACCUAGAGUCAAGACAGGCUUUCUAAACUGGCUGAAUCUGUGGAAAUUUAUUAAAAUAUGACUGUUUUAGUAUUCAUGAUCAUUUUCCGCUCUGGUCAGUUUUGAGUUGCUCUGACGUCAGACAUAGAACCUAAGAUUGAUUGUCGUGUCCCAAGGACUUGAGAAGUAUGUGCCUUUGUAGUUUUCACAGAACUAAUCACACCCCAAUGGUAGAUGAGAAACUUGGGUGAGUUCUGCUGUAAUGAUGUAGUUAGAGGCAGACCUUGCCCCUGAGGGAGCAGGCUCUAGUGCCAAACUUCAGGUAUCUGCCUCUAGGACUGAAACACAGAGCCAAGGCCCACACAAGAAACCCCAGAGCUCUCUGAGACACUAGCAACUUAUAGGUAUUCACUGUUUGACUUUUCUAAACAUAAGUACUUAAGUAGCAAUGAAACCAAAAGGUAUAGAACUGAAGAAGUUAUAAUGAGAUUUAACCAACUAUGGUCUCCAAAUGAAAAUUUAAAACCUCAAAAGAACAAAGGAAGGAAGAAAGGAAGGAGAUACGAAAGGAAAUGAAAAAGAAAGGGGCUGGAGAAACUGCCAAGAGGUUGAGAGUCCUUGCUCCCCGCUGCUCCUGCAGAGGACCAGCAUCCUAGUCAGGUGGCUCACAACUGCCUGUAACUCCAGCUCCAGGGAUCCAGUGUGCACACACACACGUGCACACACAUGUAACAAAUUGAAAAUCUCCAGACAACAGGUAGUUUUUGCAGGUUUCCUCUAGUAUAUUCCAGAGCUUAUUAAAGCUCUAAACUGUAGGAAGGCUUUUCAAACACCCUGCUGGGUGUUCUAAACCUGAGGGUCAGAAAAGAAUAGCCUUCUGGGACUCCUGUAUUUACAAAGGCCUUCCCUGUGGGGACUGGACAAAGAAAAGGCCAAGUAGGUAGACUAACUGUGACCCACUGGCCACCAAAGUCGGUUAAACUAAGUGACUUAAAAGUUCUAAAAACGUUAGAGUUGAUUAUAUUUUUGUAACUUUUGGAGGAGGGGCAAAAAUCCUUAAGAACAAUACAAAGAUAAAAGUUCACUUGCAGUUUCUUCUCUGGUCACAAGCUGGUAUGCUAGGUUUCCAUAAAUCUUGCUUAAGUGCCAUGGUGUCCUAGAUCAGACUCCCCAGAGGUGGUUCAACAAUGUUAACCCCCAACUUAACCCUUUUUGGGACCCAACUUCCUGUCUUAGAGACCCUUUGGCAGUCUGUCUAAGAUAAGGUAUCUGAAAUGUGUUCCUUGGCAUCUUCAGUGAGUCUCCUUUCAGAAAACACGGGGCUCUCAGGCUUGGCUAAUUGCUUUGGGCACAGAAUUGGGUCCCCAGAAGGAAGCUUAAGUGCGCAGAAAGGAGCUGACCCAUUUCCAGAGCAGAGUGAAGAUGGGGGUUCAGGAGAACAGCCAAGUCAUUUUGUAAAGUCUGCGGUGGUUAAAACAUCAAAGAGGCCUACAUCCUCAAAAGGAAGUCGGGUCCUUUCUGCUUUGGUGAUGGAGCAAUUGGUUGACAUAAUAAGUAAUUUUUUGUUGUUGUUGGAAUGAGUUAUCUGGCUUCUAGUGAGAUACUAAAGGAAACUGUCAACAGCGUGGACUAUGGCUUUGUGCUAAGAGCUAUGGCUCCAGAUCAUUGUAAGAACCUGUUAUUCUAUGAUGCUUACUUUAAAAAAUGAGAGUUUGGAGUAAAAAUUGAAUGAAAUAAUUGUCAGUAUUGUACAUGAGAAGAUGAGGUUACCAAAGCUAUUAAUUAUAGUGCCAUUCACUUUAUUUGCAAAUGUCUAUAUUAAUAAAAUUACCUUAAUGAUUAUUCAGUGGUCCAUUGAUCCAUAACCAAGUAAU
Mus pahari (shrew mouse) is the source of this 3253-nucleotide messenger RNA. It is a transcript of the gene Dnajc28, whose product is annotated as DnaJ heat shock protein family (Hsp40) member C28. NCBI's taxonomy places the organism in Eukaryota, Metazoa, Chordata, Mammalia, Rodentia, Muridae. The coding region runs from base 298 to 1461 and encodes 387 amino acids. The transcript is spliced from 2 exons. The record is from RefSeq and is a predicted model, not a curated record.